Messenger RNA from Spodoptera exigua (beet armyworm), 6096 nucleotides. The record is from the annotation of a GenBank genome assembly. NCBI's taxonomy places the organism in Eukaryota, Metazoa, Arthropoda, Insecta, Lepidoptera, Noctuidae.
CUGUCACGUAAACAUACGUCAUACGUCAUCGUCAAUCAGUUUAUUUUAUUCAUUCAGUCAGUCAUAAUAAUUCCAAGGCAAUUACGAUACGAUACAUACUACAAUAGUUUCCACCAACUUUUGCGUACGUAUAGAAUUAUAUUCACUCUUUGUUAGUAAAUGUGAUCAAUUUAAUUUAAUUGACUCUUAUUUGGGAAUAUUUUGACGUCAUUCUACGCUGAGCUACACUAAAGAAAAACAGGGUCAGUUGUAGUCAGUACGGAUAUUAUGGCGAUGAUACAGCCAAUUCAUUGAGGAACUAACUGCACGGUGUAUAGUUUUUGUGAAAUAGUGAAUCAUACGUAUAGUUGGACCAGUCUAUCAACGAGUUUUUUUCUACGUAAAAUUCAGCAGCCGUAUUUCGCAAUAGUUUUAGAAAAAAGUGCAACGGUUUCAGAUUUGAAUGCCUAUUGUGACGCAAAAACGGCAAAACAAUAGAUUUGUUAUGGAGAUACGGCGUUAUAUUGCGUGAACCGAAGUCGAGAUGUGGUCGGUGCUCAGCGUGUUGUUCGCGCUGGUGAGCCUGACUUAUGCUCUCCUGGAAGGCCCCAAUGUCUGCACCAGACAAGAAUCAUACACUACGACGAUACGAGUGUCAGAGAAACAGCCAUAUCAAGUGAAGGAGUAUACAUGGUGCUUCAAUGUCCCACCGAAAUGUUCCAAGUACAAGAUUAAGUUUAGGGAUGUGUUCAAGACUCAGACGUUGGUGAAGUAUAGGCCAGUGGAGGAAUGCUGUGCAGGGUACGCGCCUGACGCUCGAGGGGAGCAGUGCGUGCCAGUGUGCACAGAGUCCUGUGUCCACGGCAAGUGUGUGGCGCCCAAUACAUGUGCCUGCGCACACGGCUACGGCGGCCCAGCCUGCGACAUAUCUUGCCCUGAUGGGAAAUGGGGUCGAAACUGUCAGAACGAAUGUUCGUGUAUGAAUGGUGGUACUUGUGAACCUUUGACUGGCAAGUGCGCUUGCACGGCGGGCUGGCGAGGCGACGCUUGCGAGCGCGCUUGUGCUCCUCCAACCUACGGCGACAACUGCGAUGAGCUGUGCCAGUGCACGAACAAUGGUACCUGUGACCCUGCCUCCGGAGCUUGCAAAUGUCCUCCGGGAUUCACUGGACCCUUAUGUGAAGAAGCUUGUCCUAGCGAUGAACCGUGUCCCGUAAGAUGCCCCUGUCAGAACAAUGGAAAAUGUACUUUUCUAUCAACCUGUGAUUGCCCCUCUGGGUGGACUGGAGAAGUUUGUGCGAAUAAGUGUCCAUCGGGAAGGUGGGGACCGAAAUGUGAGAAAUCUUGUGAAUGUGCUAACGGAGCUGGUUGUCAUCACGUCACCGGUCGCUGCCAGUGCGAAGCUGGCUUUACCGGAGAAAAGUGUCUAGAGAUAUGUCCAGUGGGUACGUGGGGCGUGGAUUGUUCUAGAAAGUGUCAGUGCGAGCAUAAUGGCGUGUGUUCUUCAAAGGACGGGUCUUGCGAAUGCAAACCUGGGUGGACCGGUGACAGAUGUCAGAACCGAGCAUGUCCAGCCAACAAGUGGGGCGCCAACUGCGAUCGAGAUUGCGAGUGCAAUCCUGCUACUACAGACAUGUGUGAUCCUUGGACCGGUGCGUGUGAGUGCUCGGCGGGUUGGGGCGGGGAGUCUUGCGAGCGACAGUGCCCGCUACUGACGUACGGGAAGGGAUGCCGGUCUACGUGUCGCUGCGAGAACAGUGGACUGUGUUCGCCUGUCAAUGGUUCAUGUCUAUGUGCACCUGGGUACCGUGGCCUGCGUUGUGAGGAACUCUGUCAGUACCCGUACUACGGAGACAACUGUUCCCGUACAUGUGAUUGUUACAACAAUGCGACCUGCUCGCACGAAACUGGACUCUGUGAAUGCAAGCCGGGAUACGAAGGACUAAAAUGUGAUCGGCCAUGUAACGGAAAAACGUUCGGCUUGAAUUGUCGCCAACCAUGUAAUUGUGAGAACGAUGCGCCCUGCAACCCUGUGAACGGCGAGUGUGUAUGCGGCGCGGGGUACACGGGGGCGCGCUGCGACCGUCGCUGCCCGGCGGGCUUCUUCGGGCUCGGCUGCAUACAUCGCUGUAACUGCUCUGAAAAUGCACGCGGCUGUGAUCACGUCACUGGACAGUGUAUCUGCGAGAGCGCUUGGAGAGGUGUAAGGUGUGAGACGCAGUGCGCGGAGGGUCGGUACGGGGAGCACUGCUCGGAGAAGUGUCCGUGCGGGAACAACUCGUCGUGCGACGCGUCCAGCGGCCGCUGCGUCUGCGCAGCCGGCUGGACCGGCGUCGACUGCACCACGCCCUGCCCGCCCGGCUACUACGGCGCCGGAUGCACGCAACUCUGCCCCGAAAACCCCAAUGGUAACUCUACUUGCGAUCCCGUGACUGGCGUGUAUGCUUGUCCGAACGGUUUCACUGGUGUGACGUGCGAAUACCCCUGCCCACUUGGUACUUACGGCGCUGGGUGCAAGGAAAAGUGCACGUGUAAGAAUGGCGCAGAUUGUCACCAUGUUACGGGAGCGUGCCAGUGCCUGGCGGGGUGGCGCGGCGCGCAGUGCGAGGCGGCGUGCGGCGCGGGGUGGUGGGGCGCGGCGUGCUCGCAGCCGUGUCGCUGCGCGCCGCGCGCCGCCUGCCGCCCCAACGACGGCUACUGCCGCUGUCCGCCCGGCUACACCGGACAUUACUGCACGCAGUUUUGUCCUGAGGGAUACUUCGGUGACCAUUGCAUGGAGCCUUGCAACUGUUCUUCGGAAGGAAACUGGGUAUGUGACCCGGUGGUCGGGUGUAUCUGUCACCGCGGCUUCAUUGGCGAGAAAUGCGACAUACACGCCAGUGAUGCCAUCGUCACGGGAAUUGAUACUAGCAGAGAAUCCUCAACGUCCGGCCUAACAGUAGUGAUGAUAAUACUAGCGUUCAUCUGCGCUGCUAUAGCCAUACUAGUACUGUUGUACUAUCGCAAGAGGGUACGGAACCUGAAGCGUGAGAUCGCGCACGUUCACUAUACAGCGGACCCUAACUCGCAACCUGAACAACAACACUUCGAUAAUCCAGUGUACUCGUACCAAGGGUCCACUCGAAGCGAUGACUCCACUACUCUGCUCAACAACGCUACACAUUUCCUUAACAAUUUGAACCCGGGAAGUAAACUAAACAACACCACCAUGGAGAAACUCAGAAUGAAGGCUUCUGGUUCUAAUGAUACUUACGACCCGCUGUCCUCUAUGAAGAACAAGGAUGCUGACGCCAAUAACCCCAAUUUGUACCAGUACGAAGAAGAUGACAAUAAAUUGGACCAUGUUUACGACGAAAUCAAACAUAAGGAAGGAUAUGAAAUGGAAUAUGAUCGUCUGAACUACACGCCACCUGCAAAUAAAUGGAAGCCGCACUACCAACGGAUGAACAACGGCUUCACUGCGGGCGCCGCCCAGCCACUACCUCCACCGCGAGACAUCUCGCCCACCCCACCGAUACCUCCGCUACCCAAACUCAACAUUGCACCCCUACCACCGAAAAGGGAGGAGGAACCUCUCGAGGUCCCCGAACCCCCUAAAAGGGAGGAACUCCCUUCGGCACCCCUAACCCCAAGUGACGAAGAAAAUGACACGACGCAACCUUGACACACAAAGUGGGUGAAGUUCAUAGAUAACUAAAUCUUAAUGUUUGUAGCAAUAAUAUUGUUGGAGUAACCCAAUCAACGUGUUAACCUUAUGACAAAAUUUAAAUUUAUUUUAUGAAAUGUUUUAUGUCACUGAACAUAUUUUGAUAAUGAUCUUUUACGAUGUUCUGUAGUUGUGUAGAUGUGAACAUUACAUGUAAGUGAAGUUUGGGAGUGAUCUCGUUUACUUCUUAUAUAAUAUAAACCUUAGAUUGUAAGUAAUUGUAAUAUUCUACAGAUAUCAAAUCUUCAAAACUGUUCAGCAAUAACAAAAUAUUCACUAAUGUCCCAGAAUGCUUUGUUAAACUAUAGUAAUAAGUAUAACCUGGCUACUUAUUUUCCUUAUACAUCCAAUCCACGCGUGUUCAGUUCUCAAAGAUUCAAUAGUUUUCAUUGCCGCAAAUUGUAACUUAAAAAAUUAAAUAAUCGAGGAAUCAUGUUUAUUCAAAUAAUAUUCCUAUGCUAGUUUAAAUAUAUACAACCUCUUUGACUUAUGAAAUAUUAAUACAUUUUUUAUCUCGCUGCAUGCAGCAUCUAUUCGCAUAAUGGCGGAAUGAAAACUAUUAUAUCAUGUAGUAUCUAAUUAUGAGUAUAGAAAUAACACAUUUGUAUAGCAAUUUAUGUAAAACAGUAUUUAGUUUUAAUGGAUUUAUGAUUAAGAACAAUUAGUAAUUGUAUCGUAAUGACCAGGCGACUGUGGGACGUGCUGUGUGCGAGGUACUCGGGAUGUUUUAUAUUAAAUGCCAUAUAAUCGUAAUGGAAUUCGAGGGUCGUUAGUUUUGUAUUAUAAUUAUGGUUGUAUUAGACGUGUUCAAAAUUAAUUAAUAGAAUACGUAAGUAUAUUACACUCAGUAGAGUUAAUUCUUUACAUAUCAUAUAUAAAAUCAGCGUUAGGCCUAUUUUGGUCGCUAUUUUAAAUUAUACUAAAGUUUUACAUUUUACGUUUUAUAAAGUUUGAACGUCGAUAUUGGAAAAAGUAUAUAAAUUAAUUAAUGAAAAUUAUUUAUCGUAUUUGAUUGCUAGUUUCAGCUGAACUAACAAAAACUGUAACAUGCAUACAUGUAAACUUCACGAUCGUGCAACUAUUUAUUAAAAAUAAGAAUGUUUUGAAGGUGGCAUACGUAGUGUAUGCUCCUUAUAAAUAGCACAUCAAACAAUGCACUUGUUAUAUUUGCAAAGGCGAAAAUUUACAAUUGAUAGUGAGAUAUAUUUUGGAGUACUACGUAGUAUAAAGGGAUAGUCUUUUGCAUUUGGACCUUUUGGUCGUACGCCCAGUUCGCACGAUCAAUAAAAUCUAUACAAAUGUAAAGAGGUUGUCGAUUUGGUAACGCGGUUAAAUUUACGACUAUAGUGCUCCUUAUACCUACCAUAUUUAGGAACAAUAAUAUUUGGUUCUAGUUGUUCAGAUAUCGGGUUUCUUGUUCAUUGUUUAACGUACGUGGAAAAUACUCAAACACAUUCCACUCGUUAACAAGUAUACGCUUUACCUUUUGAUAUUUAUUGAAGAAAGUUUAUAUUUUGUUUUGAUAUUACAGUAUUUUUACUAAUUUUAAAUGCUAAUUUAUUUACUAUGUAAAUUUUACUUAUUUAUCAUACUUUUAUUCUGAAAUGACAGAAAAUAUGUUUUUUUUCUUAAGUGGUCCAUAUUUUUUGUUACAUUUUAUAUUAUUUUUAAAAUCAAAGCUCAUUUCACAUUGUGGAAAAGGAUACAAAGUGUUGCCUUUUUUACCAAUCUUAUGAUGAACAGAAUCUGAAAAUAUUGCUCAAGAAGGUGCCAAAUUCUUAUAUUUUAUGAAUUGGCGAUUGUAAAUGAAGCGCAGCUGGUAAUAAAUAAUUCAUUGUUUAAAUUGUAAUAUGAAAUAAUUGUAUUGACAUUGUUCGAAGUAAGACCGUCUACUUGCUAAACGUAACCUAUUCUUAUGUGCGUGUACGUACCUGCUCUCAUGUCGUAAAAUGUGUUAGUUCAUAUCCAAUUAUGCUUUUAAAAAUAUGCAUUUUAAAUUUGCGUUUUAAAAAUUUUCAAAAAUUUAUUAUUAUUACUAUUUAUAUUUCUCCUGUCACGUAUUUAAUUGUUUAUAAAAUUUAAGAUUAAGUAUAUAAGCUACCUUCACAGUAGAAACUCAAUAUAUGUAAGCUUUAAAACUUCAAAAUUAAAUACACAAGUAAGUGUGCAAUCAAAAUAAACUAUAUAAAAUCGUCGGAACUCAUGAUAACUAUCUGACAAUAAAUAUUUACGUAGCUUUUGCAUUCUCUAGAUAAGCUAAAAUAUUUCUAAUAUAUAAAAUGGUCGAAAUAAUAGUCGAUUAAAAUAUGCUGAACACUUUAUAAGUGUUAUUUAUGGAGUUAAGAAUUACUUUUGUGAUAUAUUGUAUUAAGCUACUCAAAAAUAAACGAACUUUCAUUUAAUGGUUUGAA